CAUCUGGCGGAGUCAGGUUAGGAGAGGAAGGCAAGGUGCAGCAGCCUGUACGAGCCAACUACAUGCAGGGUUAUCCAAUCACCCAACACACGAAGGCCGUUCUGAUCAACUGGCUGGUCCAGGUUCACUCCAGGUUCGAGCUGCUGCAGGAGACCCUGUACCUCACAGUUGCUGUCCUGGAUCCUUUUCUCCAGGUCCAGCCAGUCACUCGCAGAAACCUGCAGCUUGUAGGCGUGACUGCCAUGCUGGUGGCCUGUAAACCUGAGGAGAUGUCCAUUCCCACGGUCAGAGAGAUGGAGGGGGCCUCGGCUUCCAGUAAAGUGACGUCUGCCUAUCCCUUAAACAGAGCCUAUCACCGGUUUCCCCUCCUCCCCGCUGGGAGAAGUGGAACACGAGACGCAGAUCGGGUGGUGGUGGCCCCCCCACCACCACCAGGGCCCUUUUCCUGGACCUGCCGGACAUUAAAAAGGCGGCGGACCUGAGAGGCGUAGCGCUCCCAGCGGAGCUUCCAGCUGUUAUGUCUCGUCAAGUUUGUUAAGUUUAGUUACUCAUUUUUUGUCUCGUUCUGCACUGCCCGUUUUAUUUUGUAUUUACCUUUCCCUCUUGUUUCAGAUCCUGACUCCCCCCUUUGUGUGAGUUUCCUGCCGUUGUGAUUGUCUACCCCGCCCCUGAUUGUUUUCACCUGGGCUCCCCUAACCUCUUGUAUAAAUAGUCCUUGUCUCCCUUUGUCUUGUGCCAGUUUGUCUUGUCUCCGUGUCUCUUGUCGACGUUCCAGCCAGGUUAUAUACGCCAUUAAGUUAGUUUAUUAUCCUCCUUGUGAGCGCCUUUUGUUUAAACCAUUUUUUCUAGUAAAGACUUUAUUUUGUUUAACUUUCAA
Perca flavescens (yellow perch) is the source of this 877-nucleotide messenger RNA. RefSeq names its product G2/mitotic-specific cyclin-B2-like. NCBI's taxonomy places the organism in Eukaryota, Metazoa, Chordata, Actinopteri, Perciformes, Percidae. The transcript has 4 exons. The record is from RefSeq and is a predicted model, not a curated record. The coding region runs from base 63 to 482 and encodes 139 amino acids.